AGAGUGCGGAGAUAAGCAGCCCUCCGAAACGUGCUUAAAAAGGGCAUGUCAGAGGCGGAGGAGGACUCAUCUGAAUAUGCGGAGGAGUCUGAGGAGGAGGAUCCCUCCACUGGGCCCGACAGCGAAGACUUGGAGUCGGAGCCGGAUGAUGAGGAGAUGGAGGUCCUGAAAAAGUACUUGUCAGUGAAUGACAAGAGUCUUGACGACUUGGAGCUUCCACCCAAAGUGGUGAAAUCCACCGUACGUGCCUGGGACAGCUUCGUGGGCGUCUUCGAGCGUAAAGAAAGCGCGGCGGACGCCAUCUACGGCGCCUUCUUCGACGCAGCGCCAAACCUGCAGGGCAUGUUCCGGGCGCCGCGGGCCACCAUGGGCCUGCGCAUCUUGACGGGCAUCACCAGCUUCGUGCACGCGGCGCACGACGCGACGUUGCUGAGGCGCCAGGUGGAGGCAGUCGCCUUCAAUCACCUGGACCUGGAUGUCACCGCUCCGCGGGUGGAGAUCUUUAGAGAGGCCACCAUGGAGGUGUUCGACCUGGAGCUGGGGGCGUUGUUCGGCACCCGGGCGCGCAUGGGCCUCUCCUCCAUCAUGACCUACGCGGGUGGGGCGUACAUCUUCUGCCGGAAGGAGUACGCAGGUCGCAUCCGUUUACUUCUGCGGAGCUGGAACACAGCAGCAAAGAAAGGGGAUGACGUUGACCAGAUCGAGGACCUGGACAGCAAGUCCGACGAGGAAGAGGAGGAAGAGGAGGUAGCGCAGGAGCGGGUGGAGGUAGACCCUACAAAGAGCCAGGAGGGCGGCAAGAACUCACAACUCAAGGUGCCUACAACCUUUGACGAGAUGUUCUUGUUCAACGCCGCGGUUAUGGGGUACUCCAACAGUACUUGGAUGAAGUUCAUCCUGGAAUACUUCGACCCCAUCGUCACCAACGUGGCCAACUCCUAUCGUCUUCAAGAGGCCUGCGAUGUGCUGUCCUUGAACUUGGCGAAGUGCAAGGGAGAGAUCAACCUCCCGGAGUUCAAGGCGGUGAUGCUGGCCUCUUUGAGGUCCUUGGUGCCGAAAGAGUGGAACUCGCAGCACGAGGUAGCUUGGAAUUGGCUCUGGGAAAACGUGGAGCGGUUGCUGACAAAGCAGCUCGGCAAGCCCCGAGCGCAGCAGAAAGCCCUCGAGCGGUUCGUAGUCAACCUCUCGCAGGACGCUCUCACCGGCUACUGCCGAGACGUCUACAAGAGGUUUUUUCAGCUUGCCCCCUCUGGGCAAGACUUCUUCAAGCAGUCCACAACCCGGCUGUUCUUCAUCGCGGAGAAGAUCGUGGAGAUGACUGUGGAGAUGUACCGCACUCCCAAGAAGAUGGUGGAGGAACUCUCGGGUCUGGGCUUGCGGCACGUGGGCUACGGCGUACCCACGGAGCUGUUCUCGCCCUAUGUGACUGCGGCCGUGGAGAUCGUCCGCGGUUUCACCACGGACGACACUACGGAGACGGCCUUUGCCUGGUCACUGACUUUGAUCGCCAAGAUCAUGGUGCGGACCUUGGUGGAGGGCUCGACAGUGGUCAUGCAGGCCAUCAACACCAACAUCGAGAAGAAUUUGAAAAAGGCCAUCGCAGUGGCUCCGCGGGGCAAAAGGGCCAUGGAGUUGCUGAACAUCACUGUGGGCACACAGUCCAUCUCACCCCUCUACUGGGCCAUUGAGUCUGGCAGCCUUGUCUGCGCGCAAGCGAUGAUCGAAGAUCUGCUCACCAUCCGCGCGGACCGAGACAACUAUUACUACGGCGCAGAUGCUUUGUUCACCAGGCAUCCAGAGGUGAUCAAGAAGUUGUCUUCCAGUGCUCCUUCCUUGCUCGAGACGCUCCUGGAGGGACUUGUCUGGAGGUCAAGGGUGAUCUCCAAUGGCACAAGGCGAGUGAACUGCUACUGCAAACAUCUCAUGCAAGAUGUCGACGGUAACCCACAUCAAGCUCUGCAGUGGCUGGUGGAAUAUGGCAAUCCAGUCAUCAUCAGCCAGUUUACCAUUGUUCUCGUGGCAGACUUGAUAUGGACCCGGCUUGCAGCUUACCACUUUCUUCUGGGCCGCUGCUACUUUUUGUUUACACUCUGUGUGGCCGUCACAAGCCAGUCAUUUCUCUCAUAUUCAAAGGCCUCCAAGACUCCGGAAACCUUGGAGUCCAACACCGUCGUAUUUGUUUGCCGCAUCUUCUUGUACCUGGGGAGCAUGGGCAAGAUCUUGUACGGCCAGAUUCGGUGCUUUCAAGCGGACUGCCGGAACGGUGACAUUGAUCGUUCAUUUUACAUCCCGAUACCUCAAUAUUUGUUCUCUCUCAAAGAGGCUGGUAACUUUCUGCUGCUUUGGAUCCUCGUGUGCAUGUGCAUAGAAGAGCCACUGUGGCACUGCGGAGUGUGGUCUACGACAGAGACAGCUUUGAUCUUCAGCACGCACUGCGAGACGGUUGAGGAGAAUGGAAGCAAGCGCCGGUACACCGGUUUCUCCUGCGUUGCGAUCCUCUUGUACUGGGCACUGCUGCUGGACUUCUCCAUUUUCUCGAUGCACAUUUCUGCGUACGUCUUGGUCUUCGGCCGGGUCUUGUCGGAGGUGGCGCUUUUCGUGAUGGCCCUUGCCUUCGUGGUGGUGGCCUUCGCUACUUCCAUCAUGGCCCUGGAGCACGAUUUUGUAGAGAUGGCGAGCAUGGACGAGUGGCUUCUCUCCCUGACGGAGAUGUCUUUGGGUAUGUUCCAUCCGGACUACUACCGUUCUCUGAACAGCGAAUCAAACGUGCUGAUAGUCGUCAUCAUUUUCAUGCUUAUCGUGUCCAUCAUCCUGGUAAACCUCUUGGUGGCGCAGCUCAAUCAAGCCUAUCAGCAUGUCUACACGGACAUGCAGGGCUAUGCGCGGCUGAACCGCGCCUCUGUGAUUGUUGCCACUCUCGAGGGUAUCUCCAACAAGCGCUGGGGCCGGUUCCUGCGAGGCAUGAACUUCGAGGAGCGUUUGGAGUUCAACGAGGGGGACGUAGGCCUAGCAGGCGGCGUGCAGAUCGUGGAGCCGGCGGCGGCGCACAUCGUCACGGUGGACUCCAUCCGGCGCUUCGGGGGAUCCUCUGCGCCCACCAUGCCAUGGCCGGAUGAGGAGGACUCCAUGGAAGACAGGUUCGACCGGCUGGAGAAGCUCAUUGUAAGCUCUGUGAAAAAGAUGGGGAAAGGCAGAUCGAAAAAGAAGAAGACCAAGGACAAUGGGAGCUCGGUGCUUGCCUCCCUUUCAGGGGCGACGGAUGAGGGUAGCGACGGUAGCGGAUCAGGCUCUGACUGAAUCAGCUGUGCUGAUCUGCGCUGGUAAUUGCGCAACGUUGGCAGGCAAUUUCUUGCCAGACUCCUGGACACUAGCUAUGUUUGAU
Molecule: messenger RNA, 3382 nt
Organism: Effrenium voratum
Lineage: Eukaryota; Dinophyceae; Suessiales; Symbiodiniaceae
Source: the annotation of a GenBank genome assembly